ACGACUUGCUAGUACGCAGUAGAUUGCGAAGGCGAAAUGCCAUACACAAACCUAGAAUAAAAUGUUCCUCAAAUCUAUUUUUUGACGCACAAUUAAUUCUAAGCCUAAUUUUAAUGUUUAAAAUAAUCAUCCCCUUCCGUAGUGUAUUUAAGGGAAUCGUGCAGCAACCACUUUCAUUGAAAAAUUCCAUAUUCUACACGUCAAUAAUGAGCGCGAAAUGUUUCGAGGGUCAAUUGGAUCGUUAUAAUGGUGUGAUAGUAGACUCGACCAAAGAGCCAUGCGAAUCGGAUGUGUUCUCAAGUCGCCUUAAAGUUUCGUUAAACAGAUGGUUGGAAGAAAAUAGGCGCACAAUUUGGUUUCGAGUCAAUCUUGAACAAGCAGGAUGGAUACCAGUUUUGGCAUUAGAAGGUUUUAAAUUUCAUCAUGCAAAAGAAGAAUAUGUGACGUUAUAUCGAUGGCUUCCCAAAGAUCAAUCUGCAAAUAUUCCACCCUACGCUCACACAAAUCUUGGAGUUGGUGCAUUUGUACUCAACGAAAAAACGAACGAAAUUCUUGUCAUCAAAGAAAAAUACAUAAAAAUUCCAAUGUGGAAAUUACCUGGAGGCUACGUUGAACCAGGCGAAAAUAUCAGCGAUGCUGCAGAAAGGGAAGUUCUUGAAGAAACCGGAGUUAAAGCAAAAUUCAAAUGUCUUAUAUCUUUUAGACAUGGUCAUCAAUAUGCUUUUGGAUGCUCCGAUAUCUACAUGAUUGCUUGCUUAACUCCCUUGACUUUUGAAAUUAAUAAAUGUGAUCGAGAAAUUUCUGAAUGCAACUGGAUGAAGGUCGAGGAGUAUGCAGAGCAUCCCCUAGUUCAUGAAAAUAAUCGCUUCUUCGCAAAAAAAAUGCUCGAGCAUUUCAAUCAUCGUAUGGGAAUUGAAGUGGAUAAUGUCACCCAUCCUAUUACAAAAAAUCCUAUAUGUGUUUAUAGUAUCGAAAAUGUUGAUGAUUAACUUUCGUAUUAAUUUAAUUACAAAAAUAUAAUUAACAAAUGGGAAAAAUUUUUUAACAAUAAGAAAUAUAAGAGAAUGAUAUAGAAUCAAUUACAUUGCUUUUAAUUAUUUUAGAAAGUGAGAAAAAAAUUAUUAGUUGCCUAUUUAGGGCUUUUGUGAAAAGCAAUGAAUUUACAUUAUUUUACUGUACAAAUGCAGCAAACUUUCGAUUUGUACCUGAGAUUUGUAAUACUAAUUACUAAUUAACAUAGAGCAAUUUUUAAUAAUAUUUACAAAAAUAGGCUAUUAUUUUAUAGUAAAUUAAGAUGUAAACUUUUCCUAAAAUGGCCAUGGUCACUAAAAGCCAGAGUAAUUGUUUUAAUACACCUACGUCUUUUUACGAUAAAAAUAAAUGGAAAUGAAAAAUAAUACUUUAAAA
Molecule: messenger RNA, 1407 nt
Organism: Belonocnema kinseyi
Lineage: Eukaryota; Metazoa; Arthropoda; Insecta; Hymenoptera; Cynipidae
Product: nucleoside diphosphate-linked moiety X motif 6-like
Exons: 4
Coding region: 114-989 (291 amino acids)
Molecular function (GO): ADP-ribose diphosphatase activity; NAD binding; NADH pyrophosphatase activity
Source: RefSeq, a predicted model, not a curated record